GGGGGCCUCGUCGCUCCAUCGGCGACGUAUCGCCGCUUCUGGGUCGAUGUUCCCCCCCCCCCCCGAGCCGGUCCCCCCUGUCGUUGCCCCUCGCUUCUGUGGUGCUGCCCGGGGGAGUGCGGCGGAUGCCGCGGACGUCGUGGUCGUCGGCAGCGGCAUCGCCGGCCUCAGCGCCGCCGCCAUGCUGGCCACCUACGGAUUCCGCGUGGUCGUCUGCGAGGCGCACGACACCGCGGGGGGGGCCGCCCACGAGUGGCGCAGGAAGGUCCCCGGCGUGGGCACCUUCCGCUUCGACAGCGGCCCCUCGCUCUUCUCGGGCAUGAGCGCACCCUCGGCGAACCCGCUGCGCCAGGUGCUGGACUCGGUCGGGGAGUCCCCAGAGUGGCUGCCCUACGACGCGUGGCAGAUGUACCUGCCCGGCGACAAGCUCUUCCGGGUGGGGUCUGGCGAUUCCGAGGCUUUUGGCCGCGAGCUGGGCAGAGUGAGCGGCAACCCCGAGGAGGAGGCCAUCUGGCAGAGGCUGCGCGCGGCCAACGAGCCCCUCAGCGAGCUCAUCGCCGCCGUGCCGCCCAUCGCGCUGCGGGGCGACGCCGGCGCCCUGCGCACCGUGGGCCCCUAUUUGGCCCGAGUCAACCCCGCCGCAGGGCUGAAGAUGGUGAUGAGCGGCACGGACCCCUCUGGGCCCUUCUCCAACGUGCUGAGGGCGGCGGAGGUCCCCAGGGGCUCGCUCACGUACUGGUUCUUCGACUUCCUCGCCUUUGCGCUGCAGGGGCUGCCCGCGGAUGCCACCCAGGCCGCGGGCGUGUCCUUCAUGAUGCGCGAGUUCUUCGCGCCAGGGGCGGUCAUGGACUACCCGAAGGGUGGCACCGGCGCGCUGGUGGAGGCGCUGGUGCGCGCGGUGGAGCGCCGCGGCGGCGAGAUGCGGGUGAAUUCCCGGGUGGAGGAGAUCACCGUGGACGGCGCAGGGCGGUGCACCGGGGUCGUCCUCGCCGGAGGGCGCGGGCCGAUCCGCGCUGCCAAGGCGGUGCUGUGCAAUGCCGACGUUUGGACAGCGGCGGCCAAGCUGGUGCCCGAGCGCUGGCGAGGCAGGCUGGGGGGGUCCGCCCUGGACGCCGAGGAGGUGCCCCUGUGCCCCAGCUUCAUGCACCUGCACGUGGGCAUCCGUGCGGAGGGCCUCGACCUGACCGCGCUCGGUGUGCACCACAUCGUGUGCGCAGACCUGGGGGCACCCGUGGACGAGAGGGACAACCUCGUGUUCAUCUCGAUCCCGAGCGCGGUGGACGAGACCGCCGCGCCCGCCGGCUAUGCGGCGAUUCACGCGUACCUGCCUGCGACGGAGCCGUACGAGGAGUGGGCGGGGAUGGACCGCCGUUCGGAGGAGUAUCGUCGCAAGAAGCAGGAGAGGGCCGCCGCGCUCUGGCGGGCCCUGGAGCGGGUCAUACCGGACGUGCGGGACCGCGCCGUGGUGGACCUCGUCGGGACCCCGCUGACGCACGAGCGCUUCCUGAACACGCACCGGGGGACGUACGGGCCCGCCUAUCGAGCAGGCCGGCAGAGCUACCCGCCGCCGCAGACGCCGCUCGAGGGGCUGUGGUGCAUCUCGGGCCGGCUCUUUCCCGGGGAUCGGCGUCCCUGCGGUGGCCGGCAACGGCGCGGGCGUGGCCAACACCCUGGCAUCAGUGGAGGCGCACGAGCGGCUGCUUGAGCGGCUGCGCAGGGACGACCUCUUGGUGCCCGACCGCCUGUGGUCGCAGCCUGAAGGCUGAAACGCUCGCGUGUCAGCAAAAAUGUUUUGCUUAUGUCUUCGUUUGUUCCUCAAUGCCUCGUGUGCGAUCUCUGCGGCAAUGUUCGAGAGGCAUGCUCAGAAGUGAGGUCGGCGCCCUCGUCCGGAGUCUGGGCUUCUAGGCUAAUGAGUUGUAGGAUUUGUCGUUGCAAAUGUUCGAUAUUAGAUGUCAUCGUUUGUGCCGGGUCUCAUCCCCCCCUGGCCCCAUCCCCCUCCCCCUCCUCCUCCGCUUGUUUCGUUGUGUUGGCCUCUCGUCCCCCCCCCGCAAGGCAUGGAGCGCGCUCCC
Molecule: messenger RNA, 2069 nt
Organism: Prorocentrum cordatum
Lineage: Eukaryota; Dinophyceae; Prorocentrales; Prorocentraceae
Source: the annotation of a GenBank genome assembly